This is a messenger RNA of Bombyx mori (domestic silkworm), 4831 nucleotides long. It is a transcript of the gene gbb, whose product is annotated as protein 60A. Gene Ontology annotation, molecular function: growth factor activity; cytokine activity. The transcript has 7 exons. The record is from RefSeq and is a predicted model, not a curated record. Gene Ontology annotation, cellular component: extracellular region. The coding region runs from base 575 to 1825 and encodes 416 amino acids. NCBI's taxonomy places the organism in Eukaryota, Metazoa, Arthropoda, Insecta, Lepidoptera, Bombycidae.
UUUAUAAAGUUUAUUUUCAAGUUAAUGUCACGUUACUGAUAAAAAGUAAUGUUUGUUUCCUCAACAACAGAUAGAGGUCAGUUCAUUAGCAUAAUGUGUCUAAUUUACUCAUAUAACAACGAACAUUGCUUUCGGGUUCGAAAUUUGAGACUCAACUUCUGAGUUUCAGUGGUAAAAAUCUUGGUAGUUGGGGUAUCCAAACUAAAUUAGGGAAGGUAUUAAAGAGAUUAAUUUACAAAAAAUUCAAACUUACUGCCCCGAUUUGAUAAUCAAUACGCCACCCGUUAAAGUACAUAACUGCAUUGUUAAUGGUAGUAAUAAAUAAUUAUUAAAUUAACUUAUUAACAUUCGGAGUUCGGACUGACCAGACUGACGUGUCCGGCGAAGUUGAAUGUUUUUAUUAUUGCGGCGUUGUGAGUGAGGCGUGAGAGGGGAGGCAGUGGUAAGUGCGGAGCAGGCGGCGGCGGCCUACCUUGAGUGGGCAGGUCCACAGCUAGAUCCCGCGGCUGGCCAUGACGCGUCUCACAUCUCGUUAACUCGCCACUAGCCAGUCGCAGACGCUCUCACAACGAAUAUGGCUGGUUUUGUGCAGUUGGUGUGUGCGUGUUUUGCAUUGUUUACUGUGGUCACCGAUGCCAUACUUUCCGGACUUUACAUUGACAAUGGUGUUGAUCAGACGAUAAUUCAUCAUACGAUUACACGACACGAGCGCAUGGUAGUAGAACAUGAAAUUUUAGAUCUUUUAGGCUUAGGAGAAAGACCCAGAAGAUCUAAAUCUCCACCUUUGGAUCGUUCGGCUCCAAGUUUCCUGUUGGACGUUUAUAAGCAACUGGCUGAGGAGCACGAACAGGCACGCCCUACACGUAGUUCUGACAUGGCUCUCAGCGGUGAUGAGCAGCAAGCUAUUGAUGAAAGUGAUUUAAUUAUGACUUUUCAAAGCAAAAGACAUCACCUGGGUGUUUUACGUCAUGGUCACGGCAGGCACAUUUGGUUCGAAGUGGCUGGUACUCCGGGGGAUGCUUCAUCCCUGCUUGCGGCGGAAUUGAGGUUGCAUAAGUCUUCGUCACAUACGGAAGACCCUACAAGCCUUUAUACUGUUAUCGCACACCGGGUGAUUAAUGUCGAUAAUUUGGGAGGAUUAGAACUAAAGCAGGUGGCUGCAGUGAACACCAGUGCCGGGGCUGAAGGAUGGCUAGAAUUAAACGUAACUAGUGCAUUGGCAGCAUGGCUUACUUCACCAGCUGAUAACCGAGGCUUUUUCAUUACUGCACAUCCCCAUUCACAACCCGAACGCCACAUCAAGCCUGAAGAAAUCGGUCUCGAAGAGCCGCGAGGAGUUACCACAGAAGGCAGACAACCGUUCUUAGUGGCAUUCUUUAAAAGUGGCCCAAAUUUAGGCAGUACAGAUUUGGGAACGAGACGAAAACGCGAGGCGAGACGUUUGCGAAAUCACAGUUACUCGGAGAACUAUGUAAAAAAUCCUUUAGCUGAUACAGCGCAUUGGACUACAAGAAGCUGUCAAAUUCAAACGUUAUAUGUUAGCUUCAAAGAUCUGGAGUGGCAGGAUUGGAUCAUAGCACCGGACGGCUAUGGGGCUUUUUAUUGUAGCGGCGAAUGUAAUUUCCCAUUGAACGCUCACAAAAACGCUACCAAUCACGCCAUAGUCCAGACUUUAGUACAUCUGAUAAAUCCUACAACGGUACCGAAACCUUCGUGUGCGCCGAUCAAGUUGUCUCCAAUCUCGGUCCUCUACUAUACGGAUGAUUCUAACGUGAUCUUGCGCAAGUACAAGAACAUGGUUGUGAAGAGCUGCGGUUGCCAUUGAUAUUGUGUAAUUCGAUAUGUAAGUGCUUAGGGCUACUUUUAAACGAAUUGUAUUUUCGGAUUUGCUCUUCAAUUAUAAUGAAAACCAGUGAAGUAGCGAAGAACAAAGCUUAGUCCGUCGUUCAAAUUCCAGAUAUAAAUCGUAAAUUUUAAAUAUUGGCACUCAUUGUUAUUCGUCAUGAACACUUUCAUGUUUUAUUCAUUGAUUUUGUUUAAUAUUUGAUUACAUUAAAUUUAUUUUAUACUCGUAUUAUUUGUCUCGGUACCUAGAGUAAGUAAUACUGGAGUAUAACACAAGUAAAUUUUAUAACUUUUAUGAGUAAAGCUAUAUUUUAGUGUAUUAGAGAGCUAGUCUUUAGAAGAAAGAAAAUGUAUCGUCCAUUAGUGGUUAGUAAAUCUAAGUUUAUGUAUACGGUGUCUAUAGUAUUUACAUAUACUAUAUUAUAAAUGUGAAAGUAAUUUUUUUUUCCAAAAUGUACAAGAAACAAGUUAUAGAGGUAUAAAAAAAUAAAUUAAUGGUAACUUUCAUCUUGACAAAGGUACUAUUCCGGGGGGAUAUAUAUAAAUACUUUUUCCACCACGUGACUAAACUCACAGGUAUAAGCUUGUAUUGAAUUGAGGAACAUGAUUAACAAAUAUGUGUUAUCGCUAAGCUAAGCGUCUUCUGUAUUAACAUUACCUUUCUUUAGUAGUAAAGCACACCUUUCUCUGGCCCGUGCACAAUUUCUUUGCUAACAAUCAUAUCUAUUCGUUGCUCUGUCGUCAUACGAAGGAAAAAUAAAUCAACUAACAAACUUAACUAUUAAUAAUACUGUGGUAAUUUUUGAGAAAUGAGCGUUAUUGUGUCUACAAUAAAUUGAAAUUAUGCCAAAUGGAAUUCGCUCCGCUGAGUUAAAAUAAUAUAUUUUUAAAGUCUUUAAAUAAGUACCUACGACCCGCGAAAUUAAGAUUUGUAGGAUUACAUUUUGACGCCCACGAAUCUAUCUUCUCGUGAAGAGCAAUACAGGGAUUUAGUCAUUUCACCAUUUCUAAUAUUAAAAUUGUUUCAAAAUAUUAAUACUUACACUAUCGUACAUCGAUAAGCUAAAUCAAUAUUUAACCAAUGUCAACCAGAUUAUAUUAUUAUUUUUUGGUUAAAUAGACAUUACUACGAGUAAUCGUUAAUGUUAACAAUAAAAACUUUUGGAAUGAUAAAUUUUGUCUUCAUUAAAAUUAUAUAUUGUCGUCAUUAAAUUAAUAAUAUAGCAAAACAAUCGUAAUAUAUAAAAUCUAGUUACUCUAAAAGUUCAUUGUGUACAGAGUGAAUAAGUACCAUAUUAUGAUGGCACCUCAGUUUUAUUAUUUUCUUUUCUGUGAACAUGAAUUAUUAUUUAUUUGACUCAUCGAACAAAAAAUAUUCAUCUCAUAUUAUUUAUCCACUCCAUAUCGACGCUUAAAAGGGAAACGUGACUAAGCGACAAUGCGUGAACUUUACAGUAGACUAAUUUAAAGUUGAAAUACCUGAAAAAAAAUCUAUUUUAACGAAUCUAGCUGUAGGAUUGAAAUGAUUUUAAUAGACCUAGAAAUAUCUUUUUUUACGCAUCGAAUAUAGUUAUUGUCUUUCAUUCAUGUAAAAAGCAGUUAUUGUCGCUUAGUCACGUUUGCCUUUCAAGCUUCGAUAUAUAGUAGCUAAAGCUUUAGUAGUGUGAGAUGUUAAAUCAGUUGUUGUUAAACCACGGGCAUUUUUUUUUUUUUGAGAUUCACUAUUGAGCAUAAAAAACACAGCAUUUAAGCUACUUAUCUCCUUAAAUUAAUUAAAAUCCUUAUUUGAGUCGUCUAUUAUCAAAGGUGGUAAUCUGUGCAUUUGGAGAAAAAAAUGUUAUUGAUAUGUCAAUACAGAUUGAUUUGAAUAUAAUCGUCUCCUUCAAAGAAUACGGUUCAAAACCUUCAUUAAAUAAAGGUUAAUACUUAACCUGUUAUUUAUCUAAGAUGUCGUUCAGAAGAGUUUUGUGACUGCCAAUGGAAUACAAAGUCAAUAAUUCGUUUUUUCUGAUUUACCAAUAAUUGUCCAAAAGUCACAUUGCCGGCUUUGAUAAUAGUCGACUCAUUUAAGUACUGUUAAAGUACGAUUAAUAUAAUACUUAAAUAUACAUAUACAUAAUAUAUACAUAAUACAUAAACCGUACUUGGAUUGCAUUAUUUUAUUUCGAUAUGUUCAAAAUACUUUAUUCUUACACAGAAAUAACAUUUGCUGACCGAUGUCGUGAUCUAACAAACAUUAUUUUCUAUUCAUUUAUGACAGACUGAUAAGAAAUACAGUACAAAGAUUUUAACUGCACAUUAAUUAAGCUUUAAGCUUUGUUGUUUUAGUUUCCCACGAGUGUGUAUUAAAUUUUUGGUAUAGUUUCGUACGUUUUAGAAAUAAUUGUUUGCUAUAAAAAACGUGUUUAUCGAAUAUAUUAAUAAUGCAUAUCCGUGAUAUUUUAAUGAACAUGUUUAUCCACAACAUUUUUUCCUGUUUCUUUCUCAAAUACUGGAAUUGACUUUUGAAAUAUAGCAAAGAGUUUGUAGUUAAUUUAGUGAAUGAAGAAAGCGAGUACAAAAUAUACUGUUACUGUAGUUACAGGCAUUUUUGGGAGUAGAAUAUCCGAUUUUUAAUUCUGAAUAAUUCAUAAUAUGUAUAAUUUAUGUAGCUCGUAUAAAAGAAAAAGAGAAAAUAAUAUAGUUUAACGUUUAUCCAAUUGAAGUCAAAGUGGUUUAUUUAUUAUCUUAAUCAAGAGUCUUCAAGUCUAUCAUAAUCUAUUUUAUCGUAAAAUAAGUUUUGUAGUUAAAAAUAUUUUUCGAUUUUCAGAUAUUUUUUGUUUUGUUCGUCAAAAUGCUUUCUCCGUCAAAAUGUGCGUCGCAAUGUAAUUUAUAAGAAGGUAAAAUUAGUUUCUAUGUUAGAUUUAAGUUAUUAAAUGUGCCAAUUUAGUAAUUUUUUUACGUGAGUAACUAACUUUUUUUAUGAAAUACAUUUUUAAGUAUACAA